Molecule: messenger RNA, 909 nt
Organism: Encephalitozoon intestinalis ATCC 50506
Lineage: Eukaryota; Fungi; Microsporidia; Unikaryonidae
Product: 8-oxoguanine DNA glycosylase
Exons: 1
Coding region: 1-909 (302 amino acids)
Biological process (GO): base-excision repair, AP site formation; base-excision repair; nucleotide-excision repair
Cellular component (GO): nucleus
Molecular function (GO): damaged DNA binding; 8-oxo-7,8-dihydroguanine DNA N-glycosylase activity
Source: RefSeq, a predicted model, not a curated record
AUGGAAGGAAAGUGUUGGAUAUCUCUUCGUACGGAAGAAGCCAUUGACCUGGAGCUGACCUUGUUCAGUGGACAAGUGUUUUCAUUCAAGAGGACGGGAGAGAAGGAAUAUACUGGGGUGCUGGGAGAAUGUCUGGUGAGUUUUUUGCAAGAUGGAAGUAGGGUCCUCUACAAGGUGCUCAGCGGAAAAAGGUCUCCAAAGGAAGUUGAGGAGGAUAUUUUUUAUUUCUUUACAUUAGAUAUAAAGCUCAAGCCUCUUCUGGAGAAAUGGAAGGUUGAUUCUGACGGCCUCCUAAACGGCUUAAGGGCUCUCCGAUACGAUCUAAUUCCAACGAUAUUUUCGUUUAUCUGCUCGUCCAACAACAACAUUUCCAGAAUAACAAGGAUGGUCGAGUUUCUUUAUUCAAAGGGAGAGUUUAUCAUGAAGUAUAAGGGGAUUGACUUCCAUCGCUUUCCAAGCCUGGAGGAGUUGGUAAGCAUUGAAGGAGAACUCAAAGCUAAAGGGUUUGGGUACAGAUCUUCAUACAUCUGCAAUGCAGCAACAUAUCUACAAGAGAACUAUUCCAAGCUACAGCAAAGGUCUAGAAUCAGGGAGGCAUUGGUUUCGAUCAAGGGCGUUGGAGAGAAGAUAGCCGAUUGCAUUUUGUUGAUAGGUGUUGGCGAGCUGAGUGCUGUUCCUAUUGACACACAUAUUUUCAAGCAUUCUAAGAAGAUGUUUAGAAUCCAUGGAAAGACAUUGACUCGGAGGGCAUAUGGAGCUGUGCAGGAACUGUAUAAAGAGAAGUUUGGGGAAUAUGCAGGGAUAGCACAGCUCUAUAUAUUUAAGAGGAUGGUCGACCAGGCAAAGAAGAGGCAAAGAGGCAUCGAUAGGUUUGGACAUCUUGGAAUGUUGGAUGAAAAGAAGAAGUAA